This is a messenger RNA of Neogale vison (American mink), 3017 nucleotides long. It is a transcript of the gene SPRYD7, whose product is annotated as SPRY domain containing 7. Bases 54 to 644 code for a protein of 196 amino acids. NCBI's taxonomy places the organism in Eukaryota, Metazoa, Chordata, Mammalia, Carnivora, Mustelidae. The transcript has 5 exons. The record is from RefSeq and is a predicted model, not a curated record. Gene Ontology annotation, molecular function: protein binding.
GCGGUCUAGAGGCGGCGGGCUGCGGCGGCGUCGGAGUCGGUGGUCUUGGUGCCAUGGCCGCCUCGGUGUUCUGCUGCCUGCGGUGUUGCAGGGACGGCGGGACGGGACACAUCCCUCUGAAGGAGAUGCCGGCGGUGCAGCUGGACACGCAGCACAUGGGAACAGAUGUUGUCAUUGUAAAAAAUGGAAGAAGAAUAUGUGGAACGGGAGGCUGUUUAGCCAGUGCCCCUUUACAUCAAAACAAAAGCUACUUUGAAUUCAAAAUCCAGUCCACAGGAAUAUGGGGUAUUGGCGUUGCAACUCAGAAAGUUAACUUGAAUCAGAUUCCUCUUGGCCGAGAUGUGCAUAGUCUGGUGAUGAGGAAUGAUGGAGCCCUAUACCACAACAACGAGGAGAAAAAUAGGCUGCCAGCAAACAGUCUUCCACAGGAGGGAGAUGUGGUGGGUAUUACAUAUGACCAUGUAGAAUUAAAUGUAUAUUUGAAUGGAAAAAAUAUGCAUUGUCCAGCAUCAGGUAUACGAGGGACAGUGUAUCCAGUUGUUUAUGUUGAUGACAGUGCAAUUUUGGAUUGCCAGUUCAGUGAAUUUUAUCAUACUCCUCCACCUGGUUUUGAAAAAAUAUUAUUUGAACAGCAGAUCUUCUGAAUGUAUUUGUUUUUGAAACUUGUGUUUCUGCACUUUUAAAAGUGUUUACCAUUUAAUAAAGCUUUACCUGACCUGUAGAUGAAAAUAUAUUCUUAAAAAUAUGCUUGUUAAUGUUGUUCAAGGAACCAGUAUAUUCAAAAUACCAUUUGGAAGUUGUGAUUUGAAAUACUUCUGUUUUGUGAGAUGAAAUCAGCAUUUGGGGCAGUUUAUUUAAUUCUUAUUUAAAUAAAUAUAACUAUGGGUUUGAUUAACAGUAUUAAGUGGAAAUAUGUAUAUAGAUAUUUAAAAGGGAAUCUUUCUUACAUAAAAUAUUUGUUUUUAUAAUAGAGAUGUAGAGUUGGGUGGGUUUUUUUCUCAUUCUGAAAUUUAGACCUCACUAACUAUUUUAAGUCUACAGUCUAAUUUGUGUCUGAGUGUUCUUUUUUAUAUAGAGUAUAACAAAGGGAUAGAAAAUAUAUUCUUGGCAACUUCUUUUUUGGUGAUUUAUUUACAGUAAAGUGUACCACUUUUCAUAAACUUUAAAUUGCUUACUUUGUAUGUCAUUGCUUUUAAUUUGCUUUGUGAAAGGAGGUGAAUGUUUUGGUAACUGUCAGACCGAUUUUUUUGAAGACCAUCAUGCUGUGUUAGUUCAAUACCAGAGUAAGUAGUGGUUGAUUGGCAAUGUAGUGUACACUGGCAGACAUUUAGAAUAGUAUGAUGCUUUAAACUUAAUUGUAAAUGAGAUUAUUCUUUUAAGAACUUUUAUUUAAGUAUGUUUUUCUGUAAGGAAUAAUAAAAUAAUAGUAACUAAUUAGUACUGUAUUAAAUACAUGUUCUUCCUGUUUUGUUAAUUAUACAUUAAAUUCACGUCAUCCUUGAUUAUUUCAGAAGUUCAGAGAAAGUGAGUCCUCUCCAUGACCCUGAGCCUCUGCCAAGUCUUCAGUAAAGAUUUCUUCAAUACCCUACUGACCUGAACUAAUCACUGUACACACUCUGGUAGAGUCUCCUUUGCUAGUGAGCCAAGGACAUAUAUGUUUCACUCCUUUGUGAACAGGAGAAGUAUGUUGUACUAGAAAACCAUGGGCAUUAGAAUCAGAAAUCUGAAUUGUUAUUUUGCCCUCUAAUCCGGUUACCUCCUCAGCUAAGUUCUUUAGCAUCCCUGAGUUCAAGUUCACCAUUUAUAAAAGGGAUACUCAUAUUUGCUUGAUAAGAUUCUGUAACUAGUUAAAUAAGGUAAUAUAUGUAAAAUACCCAAAUCAUCAUACGCACUUAAAGAAUGUAGUUUCCUUGUUGACUCUUAAGCAGUAGUUUUCAUAGGGUCCUCAGACCAGCCUCCUCAAAAACUUUUUAGAAAUGCAUAUUCUUAGGCCCACCCCAGACCCACUGAAUCAGAAACCGCUGGGGAUAGCACCCAGGAAGCUGUGAACAAGACUUUCAGGUGAUUGUAAUACAUGGUAAAGUUUGAGAACCACUGUUCAGGAGACAAUUAUUGCCUACUAUAAAUUUUCUAAGGAUUUAAGACUAUUUUUGACCCAUAGGCAAGAGAAUCCUGCAGUGUUUAUUGUUUGUUUGGUAGGUGAAAAUGUGACAAUAUGCUUUGAAAACAUAAAUAUACUUGAGUACAUUCAUUUACAUAAAACCCAUAUUUACCUCUGAAGAUACAGAAUUGAAUGAUAUUAUUUAUGCAUUUUUGUCUGACUUUCUGAAUCUUAAUUCGUAAAGAACAUGCUUACUAUGGAAAGCGAAUUGAAAUGACUACUGUUUGCUGUCUUUAUAAUGUUAUCUACCUCUUAGUUAUUUUUUUUAAGCCAAAUUUUUUUAAAUUAUCCUGUUCUUUACUCAAGACUAUCUUUUCUGCCUCUAGUUUUAUGGAAUAGGCACAGUACUAAAAUGAUACAUGAGUUGUGCCAUGUCUGUGACAACAGUUUGAUGAAGUAUAGAUGUGUCUUUAAUCCGAAGUUACCUAAUCCUCUUGGGAAAAUUACCUUCCUAAACCUAUAACCUCAGUCUAAUCUUAAGGAAGACAAAUUCCAGUAGAGGGGCAUCCUACAACAUACUUGACUAGUACUCCUCCAAACUGUCAAGGUCAUCAAAAAAAGGGAACGUCAGAGAAACUAUCAUACCCAAGAGGAACUGAGUCCAAGGGGAUAUAACAAGUAAAUGUAAUAUGGGAUCCAGGAAGAGAGAAAAGGUAUUAGGUAAAAACUAAGGACGUAUGAAUAGACUGUGGAUUUUAAUAAUAAAGUAUCAAUAUUCAUUUAUUGUAACAAAUGUAUCCUACUAUAAGAUGUUAAUAAUGGGAGAAACUGGGAGAGAGAAUAUGUGGAAAUUCUGUACUACUCAAUUCUUCUGUAAAUCUAAACUAUUCAAAAAAAUAAAGUCUUAAAAAAUUUC